AAUAGUCUUUUGAAUUGAACUUCCGUAUCCGGCCUUUUUGCCAUAGGGUUCUCAAUAAUGACCACCAAAAAUAAGAAGACGAGAAAGCUAAGAGGUCAUGUCAGCCAUGGACAUGGUCGAAUUGGCAAGCACCGAAAGCAUCCUGGUGGUCGUGGAAAUGCUGGAGGUCAGCAUCAUCACAGAAUCAACUUUGACAAAUACCAUCCAGGUUACUUUGGAAAAGUUGGUAUGAGAUAUUUCCACAAGACGCAAAACAAAUUCUUCUGCCCGACAGUGAACAUUGACAAGCUGUGGUCUCUAGUGUCGGAACAGACCCGCGAUAAAUACAAGACAAACAAAGAGCUGGCUCCCGUCAUCGACGUUGUCAAAGCUGGUUACUACAAGGUGUUGGGAAAAGGCCACCUGCCUAAACAGCCCGUUAUUGUAAAGGCAAAAUUCUUUAGCAGAUCAGCAGAACUGAAGAUUAAAGGUGUUGGUGGAGCUUGUGUGCUGGUGGCAUAGACAGUGUAUUUUCAGAGAAAUAAAAAAAUAAAUGAAAAAAACUUUUAA
Gigantopelta aegis is the source of this 549-nucleotide messenger RNA. RefSeq names its product 60S ribosomal protein L27a-like. Lineage: Eukaryota; Metazoa; Mollusca; Gastropoda; Neomphalida; Peltospiridae. The transcript is spliced from 5 exons. Gene Ontology annotation, molecular function: structural constituent of ribosome. Bases 58 to 501 code for a protein of 147 amino acids. Gene Ontology annotation, cellular component: ribosome; cytosolic large ribosomal subunit. The record is from RefSeq and is a predicted model, not a curated record. Gene Ontology annotation, biological process: translation.